Messenger RNA from Rotaria sordida, 1344 nucleotides. NCBI's taxonomy places the organism in Eukaryota, Metazoa, Rotifera, Eurotatoria, Philodinida, Philodinidae. The record is from the annotation of a GenBank genome assembly.
AUGAGUCCAAUAAAAUCGUCAAUAGAAAAAAGGUUAUUUGAUAGGGAAGAACAACAACAAAAGUCAAAUAUUAAAUAUGAUAUUGAUUCAGCUUUAUUAUGGACACAAAACAUCAUAGCUUUAAUAAUUGGUACGAUUCUAUUAUCUGGAAUUGUCACUUUCUUAGCAGUGUUAUUAUGGCGUUCAAGACAACGACGAUUAUUAAAAACUAAGUAUGAACCAUCUGAAUCGACUCCAUUUUCAUUGGUGAAUAUUAAAACAACGAAAUCAAAAGAAAUUGUAUUAUAUCCUAUGACACCUAAACUUAUUCAAUUUAAUUCAUCCGAUAUUAAUGAAAAUACAUAUUUAUCAACAUCAACAACAAAAAAGUUUCGUAAAAAAAAUCUUUUACAAAGGAGAGGUAAUAAUAAUGCAUUAACAAUAUCUGUAAAUCCAAAACUUCGUGUUCUUAAUAGUCCACCGUCUGAUUGUUCAUCUGAUGAAUAUUUAGAAACUGCAACACGAAAAUUAACUAUCGAUGAACUACAUCAACAUGCACAAGAUACUUGUUUACUUUAUCAAGAAUUUUGGUCAACACCAACAAAUCAUGUUGACAAACUUCGUAUUUGUGGUGUUGGAACAAAAAAUCGUUAUUGUACAAUUAUUCCAAAUGAACAUUCACGAGUAAAAUUAUCUGAAUUACCGGAUGAUCCGAUUUCAUCAUAUAUCAAUGCAAAUUAUAUAUCCAGUUGGUCAAAUGAUUAUCAAGCAUUUAUAGCUACGCAAGGUCCACUUUCAAAUACAAUUAUUGAUUUUUAUCGGAUGAUAUGGCAAGAAUAUGUAUCUGUAAUCGUUAUGAUUACUCGUUUAUUUGAAAAAAAUAAAUCAAAAUGUGAACGAUAUAUUCCAGAUUUACAAGCUAAUCAAUAUGGUCCAUUUUAUGUUGAAGUUAAAUCAAUAAAUUAUCAAAAUGAUUAUGAAAUACGAAGAUUAAUUAUAAAAUUUGAAAAUGAACAACGUGAAAUUGAUCAUUAUUGGUAUACAGCAUGGCCAGAUCAUUCAUGUCCGAAUGUUGUACAACCAUUAAUUGAACUUGUUCAUCAUGUUGAAAAAAGUCGAAUUGAUUUAUCGAAAAUAAAUAAACGAUCUGGUCCUGUUGUCGUCCAUUGCAGUGCUGGUAUUGGUCGUACUGGUUGUUUUAUUGCAUUAAGUAAUGGUAUAAAACAAUUAAAUAAAGAACAUGUUGUUGAUGUACUUCGUAUACUUUGUAAUUUACGACGAGAUCGUGGUGGAAUGAUUCAAACUAAUGAUCAAUAUCAAUUUGUUCAUCAAGUAUUAAGUGAAUAUGCACGACGAUUACAAUAG